AUUUUAGAAAUAAAUUUUAAAAACAAAAAAGUUAUUGGUCCAUAUUUUUCAAACCACGAGAUCCUGAUGUUAUUUGGCCAUAUAUCUUCUGCUGUCCCCGUACAAAACCCCUUCGAACCACCGGCGAACUGAAGAGUCAAGUCAAACCUCUCCCACCUACCCGCGACGUUUUUAAACCCCGGAAAAACUUCCGCUCGAUCCCGGAAAGCCCAAACCUCUCUCCGCCGGAGCAAACCAUGGAUAUGUCGGCCGUGAUCUUGGGCGCUUCGUCCACACCCCUUGCUCCUGCAAUUUCCCUCCGCCGCGUCUCCCUACCUCCGGCGAGUGUCCGCCACAGGCGCUUCGCCGUCAGAGCUUCUGUCAGGUCCAACCAGAUCCCUAUGAUCUCCACCUUCAAAUCCGCCGGCGUCGCGUUGAUUUUCGCCGCCGUGACCCUCGGGAAAUUCCCGCAGGCGCCGAUUGCCAGGGCGGAAGCGCAAACCCUAACCGUCGCGGAAGAGCAGCCAGAAGCGACGGUUUCGGAAUCGGAGGCGGAGAAAGCAGAUUCGCCGACUACGGAAUCCUCGGAGUCCAGCGAAGAGUCCAUUGAAGCCUUGAGCAAGCUUCUCCAGCAGAAACUCGAGGCCGGCGAGGACGAAGAUGGCCUGAAAUUGCUGGACAAAUUGGCCGAGGCCCAGCCCGAGAACCGCGAGUGGAAACUAUUGAAGGCCAGACUGUACAACGAAAUGGGUAAAAUCCAAGAAUCCAGAUCCAUUUUCGAGGAAAUUUUGUCCAAAAACCCCCUCUGGUUCGAAGCAUUGUUUGAGAACGCAUUACUAAUGGAUAAAUGUGGAGAGAAGGACAAUGUGAUCCAUAGAUUGGAAGAAGCAUUGCAGGUUGCCAUGGAGGAAGGCAAGAGCAAGGAAGCCAGGGAUGUUAGAUUCAUCAUGGCACAAAUGAUGUUCUUGCACAAGAAGGUUGAAGAGGCUCUGAUGAGCUACGAAGAACUCGCGCAAGAAGACCCCAAAGAUUUCAGGCCAUAUUUUUGCAAAGGGAUGAUUUACAGUCUCCUUGGCAGGAAUGAGGAGGCCGUAGAGCAGUUCAAGAAGUACCGCGAGCUUUCCCCCAAGAAAUUUGAGGUGGAAGGGUACUUGAGGACGCCAUUGUCGCGCUUGAGGAUGAUUGGAACAGACGAGUAAAACGAAUCAAUGAUGAUGGUUUCAUGGUAAGAAGAAUAAAUCUUGUAUUGGUAGUUGAUGAACCAGACAUGUCCUUGAAGAUCAGGUUUUUGAAAGUUUUAUAAGCACAAAUUGAACAUUUGUUUGUCACUUCAUAGUGUACUUUGAGUUUUGUCACAAUUAAUACUAUUUUUGUAU
Molecule: messenger RNA, 1355 nt
Organism: Cuscuta campestris
Lineage: Eukaryota; Viridiplantae; Streptophyta; Magnoliopsida; Solanales; Convolvulaceae
Source: the annotation of a GenBank genome assembly